Messenger RNA from Suillus subalutaceus, 716 nucleotides. RefSeq lists its product as uncharacterized. The transcript has 4 exons. The coding region runs from base 26 to 658 and encodes 210 amino acids. Lineage: Eukaryota; Fungi; Basidiomycota; Agaricomycetes; Boletales; Suillaceae. The record is from RefSeq and is a predicted model, not a curated record.
GUGAUAUUGACUUGACUGAAACAUCAUGCAAGUCAUCAUGAUCGCUCGGUUACAUGCCAUGUAUCAGCGAUCCAGAAAGGUGCUGGUAUUUCUCGUUGUCGUCUUUCUGGCCAUCAGAAUCGCCAAUGUAGUGAUGGGCACAAUAUCGACGAUGCAGAUUGCAGCAGAGGAAUUUGUUCUUUCCGGCACCUAUCAGUGCAUGAAUGGCUACGCGGGAGAUGCGUUAUUCCUGGGUUCCAUGACUUGGAUACUUGGCACUGUUUGGGAGGUCCUUGUACUGUGUCUCACGGUCUGGAUUGCUGUAAAGCACUUCCGUGAGCUACGACAACACUCAACAAGUGGUAUUAUUGGGGACUGUUUCACAGUGUUAAUAAAAACACACAUGAGUUACUUUGCAAGUUUUCUGGCUAUGUCUUGCUUCCAGAUCGGUUUAUUCUCUCCAAUGCUUUCAGCGGACAUGCUUUCCCUGGACACUCAGAUUUAUCUUGGUCUUGCUCAGAUAUUCCAGGUCAUGCAGUUGUCUGUGCUGGGACCACGCCUGAUCCUCGGUGUUCGAGAGUAUCACGCCAAGCUCGUGGCCAACUCUGAUACAGCAACCGCUAUGACUUCAAUUGCUUUUCAGGAGCGCAUCCGCAUGUCGACUAGCAGUAGUGUGUAGCGCUGAAGAUGCUCGACAUCAAUAAUUUGCGGUGGGCGGGUAGUGUGCAGGGAGCGGG